Molecule: messenger RNA, 3095 nt
Organism: Drosophila erecta
Lineage: Eukaryota; Metazoa; Arthropoda; Insecta; Diptera; Drosophilidae
Product: modifier of mdg4
Exons: 5
Coding region: 442-1956 (504 amino acids)
Biological process (GO): regulation of transcription by RNA polymerase II
Cellular component (GO): nucleus
Molecular function (GO): protein binding
Source: RefSeq, a predicted model, not a curated record
CAGCGCACUGGUAGGUGGCAGCACACACGCAGGGUUGCACCGAAAUUGGCAAAAAACAAAAUGGAGGCGUAUAAUAUUUUUGUUUGGCAUAGAAUAUAAAAAAAUUCGUAUUCGUGUGUGCGAGCAGCGCCGUAAACAAACGCCGUAAAAGCGGGCAAACCAGAGAGUGCGAGCGGUCUAAGUCCAGCGAACGGGAACCGCACGUUGCCGCAUCGUCGUAGGGGCCGCAGAAACCGGAGGAGUUCCAUAUUCGCCACUUCUUCCCCAAGGCGGGCAGCUUCCUCCCCCUCCCUCCCCCCUCCCCUUUUCCGGGGAACUAUUGGCGCUAAUUGGAUUGGACUGGAAAGAGGAAGAGGCGGAGGCAGUGGAACCAGGCGCGGAAGCGGACGGGAGAGCGGGAGAGGACUAGGGCUAGGAGGCGAACCCAGAGCGGACGCCACAAUGGCCACCACCCAGCAGUACUCGCUGCGGUGGAACAACUACCUGCGCCACCUCACCUACUCCCUGGACAACCAUCGGCUGAACGAUGACUUCGUGGACGUCAGCCUGUGCGUGGAUGGACGCAGGAUCAAGGCCCACAAGGUGGUGCUCUCCUCCUGCUCGUCGUACUUCAAGGAGAUCUUCAAGGAGAACCCACAUCCGCAUCCGGUCAUUAUAUUUAAGUUCAUCAAGUUCGAGGAUCUCAACUCGAUUAUCGAGUUCAUGUACCAGGGCGAAGUCAAUGUGCAGCAGGAGGCGCUGCAAUCGUUCCUGCAAACCGCCGAGCUGCUGGCCGUCCAAGGACUCACCGCCGAGGAGAAGGAGAAGCCGCAGAUACCAGUGGCGCCGCUGAUUAGCGAGCACAAGCUGAUCAAGACCAUACCGAGCACCAUACGCGCGGUCAACGAGCAGCAGCAGCAGCAGCAGCACCAGCAGGUGUCCAAUGUGGCCCAGGCGCAGACAGCCACGCAAACCAUUGAAAUACCCACGGCCACAUUGCUGCAGGCCACCACCGCCAGCCAGGUGCAAUCGCAGGUGGUCGCCGCAGCCGCAGCAGCGGCACAGCAGCUGCAGGUCCAGCAGCAACAGCAACAGCAGCAGCAUCAUCAUGUACAAACCACCCAGAUCCAGCACAUCCAAGUGCAAUCGGCGCCGCCCCCGCAACAGCAGCAGCAGCAGCAACAACAGCAGCAGCAACAAGCACAGCAGCAACAAACGACUCCCGUGCAGACGCAACACCUGACCAUCACCAAUGCGGUGGCUCUGCCGGCGGCCAGUUCGGUUAAGAAGCGAAAGAUCACCUUCUCGGACGACGACGACAACAUGUACACCACCGAAACCGUUGACUAUGCCGUCAAGGAUGAGCAGACCAUAGUGAAAACUGCCGAGAUGACUUUCCUGCGCGGCGCCGUCAAGAUGGACAUACCCGAUUACAUUGUCGGCGAGGUGGAUGACCGCCUGUCGGAUGGAGCAACGCCACAAACGUCGCAGGAUGCCACCACCGCAGCGGCGCAGAAUGUGGCGCAAUACUCCUCCGAGUACGAGAUACUCACCGAGUCCGAAAUGGAGGAGAAGUAUCAGGCGGAUGCGGACAACGCCGAAAUUGCCAUUGAGAUGACCCGAUUGCUGGGCACCGCCAGCGGGACGCCGGGUGCGGGUUCCGGCCAAGUGAUGGAGGAUUCGGGUGGCGGCGGUGCGACGACUGGUCCCUCGACUACGGUGUCUGUGACGCCGGUCAAAUCGGACAGCAAGGCCAGCGGGACAAAUGAUUCGCCCAAUAAUAAGUGGACAGAAUGUCAGUUUUGCAAAAUGGUUAUAACCACGGUUAAUCUUUGGAGACAUAUUCGCACCCAACACACCCCACAACCGCCGCGCAAAUGCGAUCUGUGCAAUAAGAAUUUCAAGAACAAGUACAGCCUGCGGGAGCACAUACGCAUCUCGCACGAGCAGAAGGUGGCCAUCAAGACGGAGAACUGAUGCGUACUCAUCAGCCUCGAACGCUUGCGAGCCGGAUCUGCAUCUGCAUCUGGAUCUGGAUUGGGAUCUGUAUUGGGAUCGAUAGUAUAUAAGGAUAGGGGAGAGAGAUAUAGUUAAUUACGUCCAGCUUAGCGAGCAGCCAACCAGCCAGCCAGCCAGCCAACCAACCAACCAGCCCAUUCCCUCGUGUUUCCUUCAAAGGCCCCAAAACGAAAGAGAAAAAGAAAAACUAGCCAAAUUCGUCAACUUAAAUGCAAAGCAGAAAGAAGUACACCCACAUAGUUCUAUAUAUAACCCCUUGAUAGCCACUAAGUCGAGUCGAGUCGAGUCGAGUCACCGGAGAGUGGAGCUGGCGAUCCCGUCGUUGACCAAGCCAUGUCAUGUGUCCACGUAAUGCGUGCACGCACCACUUGUAUUGUAGUCUACCAUAUGCUUUAGGUACUUCCUUAUUAUACGAGGGCAAAGAUCCAUUGACACACCAUAAUGUAUAUAAACACACACCCCAGAGAAGACAGGAGUUUUGGAAGAUUUGAGUUUGAUAGCUCAGAUAGAGUGAUACUAUGUGCAAGAGAAGAGAACACGCGGAUUCAAUUUGAUUGUAGAAUAUUAAUGUUAUCACUUGGAUCACUUGAUUUUUAGCUCCCAGCAAACUCAUAUGUAUUUCCCAAAACUCUGAUAUUAUUCAGUUUUGUAUAUAGAGCUAGGCGACUUAACCUACUUUAAGAUAACCCCUAGAGAGAGAGAAUUCUGUGGCAGCGACAGCGGAGAUUCCCUGCCUAGUUUGAGUUGAUUCCCUGGAGAAGCUCCGCACUUUGCUCACAAACAGAGAGGAUGAGAAUAUGAGAAAAUACCCCUUGUGUACAAAUUUAAAUACGAUUUAACCCAAAUUACCCAGCGCGCUUUUGACCAUCUGUGUUCAGCAUUAAAGCGUUGGCAGUUGAUUGUAAAUUAGCUAAAUUAGUUCUAGUUUAGUUUAAGACACCCCUUCAAUGCGAUCGGACCUAGUUUAGUUAUUUGGUAUAACUUAGUUGAGUAGCAGCCCACACGAGCCAAGUGAAAACGGAAGUCAUAGCGCGUACGCUAGGAUUAGUUGAAAGUAUUUUCCCAAACGAAAAAUGAGAAAAGCGGAGGAAGAAAAC